This is a messenger RNA of Penicillium arizonense, 1296 nucleotides long. Its product is annotated as endo alpha-1,4 polygalactosaminidase. The record is from RefSeq and is a predicted model, not a curated record. NCBI's taxonomy places the organism in Eukaryota, Fungi, Ascomycota, Eurotiomycetes, Eurotiales, Aspergillaceae. The transcript has a single exon. The coding region runs from base 1 to 1296 and encodes 431 amino acids.
AUGUACUCUUCCCAAAAUUCGGGCUGGCAGGCUUUCAUGGCCAAGAGAAAGGUCCUGGUGUCCUGUGUUCUUGGCCUCUUCUUUCUCGCCAUUGGGGCGGAUAUCCGGGCUGAGCUCGGAGCUGGACAUUCGCAGAAGAAGAUCCUGAAGCGUGGCACCGACACUACCAUUUGGCAGCCGGCCGCUGGUGUCAAAUGGCAGAUUCAGCUGAUCGAUGCAGUCGAGGACACCACCGCCGACGCUGACAUCUGGGACAUCGACCUGUUCGACAACACCGCAGCCACGAUCUCCACCCUCCAAUCCAAGGGCCGCAAGGUCAUAUGCUACUUCUCCGCUGGUACAUACGAAGACUGGCGGUCCGAUAUCAGCAAGUUCGACUCCGCAGAUUUCGGCAGUAACCUCGAUGACUGGCCGGGCGAGAAGUGGCUCAACAUCAAGUCCACCAGCGUUCGAUCGAUCAUGACUUCUCGCUUGGACAUGGCAAAGGAGAAGGGCUGUGAUGGCGUGGACCCGGACAACAUCGAUGCAUAUGGCAAUGAGAACGGUCUUGGCUUGACUGAGGCGGACUCGAUUGACUUCUUGACUUUCCUUGCUACUGAGGCUCACUCUCGUGGCAUGGCUAUCGGUCUCAAGAACGGUGGUGAUAUCAUCGGCUCUGUUAUUGACAAGAUGCAAUGGUCUGUCAAUGAGCAGUGCGCUGAGUAUAACGAGUGUGAUGUUUAUGCUGCCUUUACCGAGGUCAACAAGCCGGUUUUCCACAUUGAGUACUCCGAUGAGACUAUUGAGAACGGUAGCAGCGCUUCGACUGAUACCACCACGGAUACCACCACGGACACUAGCGAGGAUGUUGCUACCACAACCACUGCUAGUGCCACUACUAGUGGCGCUGUAUCCCCCUCGGUUUCUUCCUCCACUUCCGCCUCCGUCUCUGCCGUCGCUACUAGCACCAGCGCUACCGGAACUCCUUCGGCCGCUGCCACGACCACUACAACUGAUGCCGAUUCCACCCCGGAUACUACGACUGACACGACCGAUGACGAGAAUGACGAGACUGACGCUGAAGACGGUGAUUCCGAAGACGACGACUCCGAGGACGAUGAAGACACCGAAGAUGACACUGAGACUGAAAGUAACGACACCUACAUUCGCAAGCACAAGCAAAGACAUAACAAGAUCGAGAGCAGAGCCACUCUCUCUGCCUCACUGAAGUCAACUGCCUGCAACGCCAAAAGCGCCGACAAAUUCUCCACUGUCAUCAAGAACAUGAACCUGGACGCUUGGGUUGAAUAUUGCUAG